AUGUUGAUGUUGGCAAGACAGAAACAAGAGGAUGGAUCAAAUGAUAAUGUGAGCGGACUGACAGAGACACUGGUGCACAGCAUAUUCUCACACAUCGAGAGUAUACAUCAUCUAUGUACAUUGCUAUUCGAUCAACUUAGUGCUCGUGUACUUGAAUGGCAGCCAUCGUCCAGCAUCGCCGACAUCUUCCUGGACAUGGGCCCUUUCUUCAAAUCAUAUAAACAGUUCUCUGAGAACUAUACCACCGCCACUGAGACACUGAAACAGGUCAAACAGAACUCACCGGCACUGGCCGUAUGGCUACGGACACGCGAGAAGGAGGCACGUUGUAGAUCACUGGAUCUUGGAUCAUUGUUGAUUGCCCCAAUUCAACGUGUGCCAAGAUAUAUUCUAUUGUUGAAUGCAAUGGCCAAGGUGACAGAGUCCAGCCAUCCGGAUUACAGGCGAUGUCAAGCGGCGGCCACAUUACUCAAAUCAAUAGUCCAAGUGAUCAAUGAUGGAAUCCAAGAGGAUGUAAACAGGAAACGACUAAUGCAACUUCAAAGUCUAAUCGAGACCUACAACAGGUAUCUUCCACAAUUGCCAAUCGAGAAUCUUGUGGAGCCACAUCGAAAGUUGAUCAAGGAGGGAAGAUUACAGAAACAAUCAAUGCGCGACAGAUCGAUCCAGACACGUUUGGUAUACCUUUGCAAUGAUUAUUUGAUCACAAUUACACCAUUGCCAUUGCCAAUUCAAACUGAUUUGGGAAAAGUUGACAAGAUGAUACCAUUGGCAACUGCAUCCAUUAUAAUAGACUCUGAAAGCGAUACAUCAUUCUACCUUAUCAGUCCAAUCAAGAGUCAUCUAUUCAUAUGCGACACUGCCACCACUCGAUCACAUUGGAUACUUGAGAUACAGAAUACCAUCUCCAACCUGGUCGAUUCCAAUCCAAUGUUCAAAGAACAACGCAAUCAAUGGACUAUUGAGCAUCAGAAUGGAAAAUGGAUAUGCGUGCCAAAGGACAAGGGAGUGGCGCCAGACACUUCCGCGAACACCAGUCGACUGAAGAAGGUGUCACCAACCUCACCAAUACCAUCACCUAGGAGGAAUGAUAAUGUAUAUGUACACGAACCAAUGGUCAAGACCAACACUUAUUAUAACAACAACGCGACAACUACACAAAUGGAGAACUUCGUGGCCACGAGGAAGAGUCCAAAUGCCGCCAUUGAUGUGCAUGCCCAACAGCAACACUUGGGGAUACCAGACGACAAGGAGUGGGUCGUGGGAGUCAAGGUGAACAAGAUAUCGGCACAAUCACUAUCUGGAUACCUAAGGCCGCCAAGUGGAGGCAACAUCAAUCAACAACAAUCAGCAACUACACUUCCAACAUCUCCAGACAUCUCAAACAACGACGACAACAACAGAAGCGACAACAACAACAACAAGGAAACAUCAUCAUCAAUCGAUCAAUGUACCGUAGAUGACAUCAAGGUGACCAGCAUGCCAAUGGAGAAGCUUAACUUGGACAACCUGCCAAACUAUGAUGAUGUGGAUAGCGAUAAUGACGACUACAAUGACCAAGAUGCUAAUGGGAACAGAGGAGAUGAUGUGGACUUGUCAUCAUCACUAAGUAGUCUUCUACCAAGUAGACGACGAAACGUAGUGCAUCUCCAAAAGAAUGACAAACUACAACUACUGAAAGACCUAUCUGGAUCAAGCAAUGUACUGGAGUCUCUAAUGUAA
Molecule: messenger RNA, 1722 nt
Organism: Acytostelium subglobosum LB1
Lineage: Eukaryota; Evosea; Eumycetozoa; Acytosteliales; Acytosteliaceae
Exons: 3
Coding region: 1-1722 (573 amino acids)
Molecular function (GO): guanyl-nucleotide exchange factor activity
Source: RefSeq, a predicted model, not a curated record